Parus major (Great Tit) is the source of this 1343-nucleotide messenger RNA. RefSeq names its product basic salivary proline-rich protein 1-like. Gene Ontology annotation, cellular component: cytoplasm. The record is from RefSeq and is a predicted model, not a curated record. Gene Ontology annotation, molecular function: IMP dehydrogenase activity. Lineage: Eukaryota; Metazoa; Chordata; Aves; Passeriformes; Paridae. The annotation marks the transcript as partial. The transcript is spliced from 5 exons. Gene Ontology annotation, biological process: GTP biosynthetic process.
GGAAGGCACCGCCUCAAAUCCCACUCGUAGCCCCCCCCCAGUCGCCCCAGUUCUGGGUCUGGGGGCACCCCCAGUUUCCCCAGUGUCGGGGAUGGGGGAUUGGGGUGGGGGGGGGUUCCUGUGCCCCCCCAAGCCCCUCAUCUUCCCCUCCCCCGCAGCUUCACGGUCCUGCCCUUGCCCAGAGGUGGCUGCCCUGAGGAGGGGGCUCCCCGGGCCGGCGCCCCCCGCCCGGAGCCUGCGGGGACCCCCCCGGCCCCCCGACACCGGCGCUGCUGAUGCUGCCCUGGGACCCCCGAAAUGGGGACACCCCCAAAGCCCCCGAGCACGGGGGGACCUCAGAAACCCUCCCGGAACUGGGGGUGCGGGGAGCCCCCAAAUCCCCCCGGGGCGCCACAGGGGAGGGGGAUCCCCUGAGCCCUCGGAAAUGGGGGUGCAGGGACCCCCCAAAAGUCCCCGGGGCACCUCCCCGACCCCUCCAGAGAGGGGGAUGCAGGGACCCCACAGCCCCCCCAAAACGGGGCGGGGACCCCCCCCCAAAGCCCGCGGGGACCCCCUGACCCUCCUGGCACCGAGGAGCUCGCGGGGCCGCGUCCCCCCGGGCCCCGAGUGGGGAUGGGGGGACCCCGAAUCCCGAGUGGGGAUGGGGGACCCCCCCCGGGCCCCGAGUGGGGAUGGGGGGACCCCCGCAGCCCCCAGGGGACCCCCUGAGCCCCGAGUGGGGGUGGGGGGACCCCCCCGGGCCCCGAGUGGGGAUGGGGGGACCCCCGCAGCCCCCAGGGGACCCCCUGAGCCCCGAGUGGGGAUGGGGGACCCCCGCAGCCCCCAGGGGACCCCCCGGGUGUCCCGGGGACCCCCACGGGCCGUGGCCUCCCCCUCGGGGGAACCCCGGGCUCGCGGGGUCGGGGCGGCAAUAAAGUCUUGGAGCAUCGGAGCUUUGCUGGCGUGUGGCCGUGCCCAGGCCACCGCCGUGUACCGUGUGGCCGAGUACGCGCGGCGUUUCGGUGUCCCGGUCAUCGCCGACGGCGGCAUCCGCAGCCCCGGGCACGCCGUGAAGGCGCUGGCACUGGGAGCCUCCACCGUGAUGAUGGGGUCGCUGCUGGCGGCCACCACCGAGGCCCCGGGCGAGUUCUUUUUCUCGGAGGGCGUGCGGCUGAAGCAGUACCGGGGCAUGGGCUCGCUGGACGCCAUGGAGCAGGGUCCUGGCAGCCAAAAGCGCUACUUCAGCGAGGGGGACGCGGUGAAGGUGGCGCAGGGCGUGUCGGGCUCGGUGCAGGACAAGGGCUCCAUCCACAAGUUCGUGCCGUACCUGCUGGCCGGGCUGCAGCACGGCUGCCAGGACCUGG